GGCUUUGAUGAGCAAAACACGGAUAUUGACUUUCUGUACAAUGAUGCUGACGAGUAUGGUGUUGAAAUAGCCGAACUCUACAGUUAUUCCGAAGAGAAGGAGUUCUUCCAAAAUGCUCAAGAUUUUGUAACCAUAUUUCCUUCAUCCGGUAAGUGGAUUGAUAUGGAUGAUGCUGCGCGUCGUGGUCAUGUGAAUAAACUGCUUGAUCUGCUUGAGUCGUCAAGCAAAGAACACCGUCAAAGAGCUGCUCGUUCGAUGCUCUACUUGCUACAGGGUGUGUUCAAAGAAUGCGACCUCGAGGAAGACCAGAUUACGUGGGCACGACGCAAUGUAUACCUUUGCAUCGAGUGUGGUGUUCUCUCGGCUGCUCUAUCUCUACUUUUGUUGGAGAUACGUUAUGAGGACUGGUCAAGGAACCUGAGCACGACGUCUUCGGAUUUAACUUCAUGUGGCGAUGCCACUUGUAAACAACCCGCCACACUAACCAACAACGCAAAUAUCCGUGUUGUUUUGUCGAUUAUUUAUAUUCUUGUUGAAACUGUUCGAGAUGGCUGUCAAUCUGCCGGUUCGAAUGCGUCGUCUUCAACAACGGCCAUAAUUACAAGGCCAUCUUCAUCCACUGUUUUGGACCACACAGCGAAAUUACGCGAGCAGUUUAUUGCUGAAUUGGGUGCACCCAUCAACGACGGAAGCCCCCUAACUAUCGUCCUGUUUGGCAUGGUUCAUCGAUUUUGCAGUGGGCUUGCGCCUCAUUUUCCCAUGAAGAAAACGCUCCUUCUACUCUGGAAAACCAUUCUGCUGACGCUAGGUCCGCUAUCGAACCUGUUUGAGAGGAAAAACUGCCAACGUCGGGCCGUCAACCUACCCGAGCUGCACGAGGACACUCACUUGGUCGUUCGUAGAAUACGUGCCAACAGUCCCCCUGCGAAUCCGGCUGACAGUUUUCUUAAUCGGGCCGUCCGCACCAAUAACCGGCAUUCGAUUCUCGGACAGGGGAGACAGGGUCCAAGACAGGGAAGUCUGGCCGGUGGUCGUCUAGCUGUGCAGCAACAACUAGCCCAGCAACAGCUUCAACAGCAACUUCAACAACGCCAGAUGCAACGUCGUUGGAAUCCGACAUUCAACUUUGCAACCUCGGACAACGUCGGGAGUGGAGAAUCGAUGCGGGAGGCCGAUCUUCCAGGUAUUGCCACCCCGCGUCCGGGAUCUCCGGUUAAAAACGAGGACGCAGUUGAUACACCGAUGCCAUCGACAGUACCAGCGCCAGGAUCUCAGAUUCCCCACUCAAUCCUCUCCCAACAGCUCAUCACUGGCAUCCUCAACUCGUUUUCCGACGUAAAAGUCUUACCUUGGCGACCGAAGGUUCGGACAAGCGAUAUUGAGAAUUUCGUGAAUAGCGCGCGCCAUAAGUUUGUGCAUUUCCGCGUAGCCCAGGACACAACAUCGUUGUAUGGGCUACCCGAGCCUAUCCACGAAGCUGUCAAAGUUUUAAAGAAGUAUCACUACAUCUCUCUUGGUGAGGUGCAAAUUAAACAAGAGGCCAAUUUCGCCAAAUAUCCCCUUCUCCUUGGUAAAGAAAAUUUUCCCGACACCCCCGCGGAGAGGCUGUACGUGGCGAUGCUUCCUCUACUACCGCAGUACAUGAUUGCCGUUCUCAAAGUCCUAUUGGCGUCUGCUCCGACAUCGCGCACAAAGACGGAGCCAAUCAACAUCCUAGCGGAGAUAACCCCUGCCGAAGCGCCAACGAACCAGUUGCAGACCCUCGUUCUCAACUACGACAUCAAUCGCCAUCGAGAGAUCCUCGUCAAGGCCAUCUCGGGUCUUCUGUUGCUUCUGUUGAAGCACUUCAAGCUGAACCACAUCUACCAAUUUGAGUAUAUUUCACAGCACCUGGUUUUCGCCAAUUGUAUCCCCUUGGUGCUGAAAUUCUUCAACCAAAACACCCUCCUCUAUGUGCAGGCCAAGAAUAGCAUAAUGUGCCUCGACUUCCCCGCGAGGGUCAUCGGCGACGUACCAGAGUUGACGCCUGAAAUGCUGGUAAGCGACUUUGCUAACGGCGACUGGUCUCCGUGUUGCUGGCGCAAUAUGUUCUCGUGCAUCAAUCUCCUUCGAAUUUUGAACAUGCUGACCAAGUGGAAGCAUUCGCGAACACUUAUGCUGGUUGUCUUCAAGUCCUCCCCGAUCCUCAAGCGUGCUCUCCGAGUGCGUCAUGCUAUGCUGCAACUCUACGUGUUGAAGCUUCUGAAACUGCAAAGCCGCUACUUCGGUCGGCAGUGGCGCAAAGGCAACAUGUCCAUCAUGUCGGCCAUCUACCAAAAGGUUCGCCAUCGCCUCACUGACGACUGGGCCUACGGCAACGAAAGCGAAACGCGUCCCUGGGACUCCCAAGUGGAGGAGUGCACCUUGCGCUCCUGCAUAGAGCAGUUCCAUCAGCGUCGCUACUACGGCGAGUGCCUCUUGCCCGACUUCCAACCCGUGGACAACUGUCUGAUGUCUGUGCUGAGCCAGCCGGUUGAACUUCCAAGCGACUUCAAGCGCAACUACGAGCGCUGGCUCGAGGAGGAAGUCUUUUCGACCCCCAUCAACUGGGACAGAGUGGUGUUGAGCGACCCUAUCGCAACGACCACCUAA
Messenger RNA from Mesocestoides corti, 2631 nucleotides. Lineage: Eukaryota; Metazoa; Platyhelminthes; Cestoda; Cyclophyllidea; Mesocestoididae. The record is from the annotation of a GenBank genome assembly.